Aspergillus vadensis CBS 113365 is the source of this 1107-nucleotide messenger RNA. RefSeq lists its product as uncharacterized. The record is from RefSeq and is a predicted model, not a curated record. The transcript is spliced from 3 exons. Lineage: Eukaryota; Fungi; Ascomycota; Eurotiomycetes; Eurotiales; Aspergillaceae. The coding region runs from base 217 to 816 and encodes 199 amino acids.
AGAAAGUAGUCACAGGUCUCAAUUAGAAUAGCUAAGCUCAGAUGAUCAUUGCACGCCUGAUUGAUGAUCAUAAAAUGCUGAUGCGGCUGAGUUGACAUUGCCAUUUUCAACCAUUCUGUGAAUAUAAAUACGCGAUUGACCAUCUCAUCUAACAUCAGAACCACAGCCCAUCACAUCCACCACAAUCUACCAACAACCACCCUCAACACCGUAACUAUGACUUUCCUCACCACCCUUAUCCCCCUCCUCACUCUCCUAACCCCUGCCCUCUCCGCCACGAACUGCAGCACCGGCGCCUUCACCGUCAUGUCCAUCCGCUCCGGCACUUUCAUCCAAAACCUCCCCUUAACCGCCGCCGACACCAACUUCUACCUAGGAGGCACGACCUCCACCGCAUGUCCAGAGGACGUAGCUGAAUACGACGCUUGCCCACCAGGAGAUGAAACUGUGAUCGACUACAGCAACUAUCUGAGCUCCGGGUACGUCCAAGAAAUCUACGUCGACCCCACCGGUGCAUUGAAGUUUGUCGAAGCGCACACGACAUACAUGGACCCCGGCGCAUCGACGAGCACGUUCUGCUACACGCCGGGUACGAGCUAUGGACAGUGGACGUAUACAGGCCUCGGGGCGACGGGGUUCAUGGCUUGUCCGUUGGAUGAGGAUGAGGAGGUGAACGGGGGUGCGUGGCAGGUCUUUGCGGCCAUGAAGAAUGCAACGGUGCCGUCGGGGAAUGUGAGCGAUUGCUUGGAAUUUGAGGCUCUUGCGUAUCCGUGGGUGUCGAAUGGGAGCUCGAUUGCGGCGUGGCAGUAUGAUUGAUUUAUCCCGGGUUACUUAGAUGGGGUAAGGUGUAUGUAAAGCAGGGAUGGGAGAGUUGAGCGAGUAAGGUAUGUAUAUGUUAAUUCUCUCAUUAGGGAGCUUAGAUAGUACUAUUGGGGGUGAUGGUUAUUGACAUAAUGGAUGUUUGCAUAAGAGGUUUUUUGCUGUCAAGGGUGUCAAAUCUUCGGGGGAUUGCUGACAUACGAAAGACAGUAACUAGUUAGAACCUACGUAGCACUAGAAAAGUAUAAGAGGAACGAUUCAAACAGCACUAGGACCCUCCAACAAAAC